Molecule: messenger RNA, 1479 nt
Organism: Brenthis ino (lesser marbled fritillary)
Lineage: Eukaryota; Metazoa; Arthropoda; Insecta; Lepidoptera; Nymphalidae
Source: the annotation of a GenBank genome assembly
AUGAACAAAUUAACAACAUAUACGAUAAAAGAAAUUCAUCAAAAUUUUCGUGAUAAGCUCCUUACGCCGACAAGCUUUGUGGACUUGUGUAUUCAGAGAGCGAAACAAACAAAAGAAUUAAAUGCAUUUAUAAAGUUAACAGAGGAAGUAGCUGAAAAUCAUGCUAUUGAUAGUGAGAAACGAAUAUAUAUCGAUAAGAAAAAUAAACCACUGGAUGGAAUAACUAUUGCUAUCAAAGAUAACUUUUGUACCAAAAAUAUCACUACUACCUGCGCUUCGAAUAUGUUAAAAAACUUCGUACCAACUUACGAUGCGACAGUUUACUCGAGACUUAUCAAGGCUGGCGCAUGUUUGAUUGGGAAAACGAAUUUAGAUGAGUUUGCUAUGGGUGCAGGGACAGUGGACUCUAUUUUUGGUCCAACUCGUAAUCCUUGGUGUUACAGUGAAGAUUGGAGGAUAUCUGGUGGCAGUUCUGGAGGUAGUGCAGUUGUUGUAGCUACUGGUUCAUGUGUAGCAGCUAUAGGAUCAGAUACAGGAGGAUCUACGAGAAAUCCAGCGGCUUUAUGUGGUGUAGUAGGACUGAAACCAACUUAUGGGUUAGUUUCUCGGUAUGGAUUGAUACCUUUAGUUAAUUCCAUGGAUGUACCAGGGAUAUUAGCGAGAAAUAUUGAUGACUUGUCUAUGAUUUUAAACUGUGUAGCAGGUCCUGAUAAUUUGGAUUCUACUACAAUAAAGAAAGAAUUUAAACCAAUAAGUAUUAAAAAUGAUUUUGAUUUGACAAAUAUAAAAAUUGGUAUACCAAAAGAAUAUUACUGUCCAGGUAUGGACGAUGAAGUGUUAGAUGUAUGGAGAAAUGUUACAGAUUUUCUUGAAAAUGAAAAAUGUCAUGUAACUUCUGUUUCAUUACCACAUACAUCAGUAUCUAUAGCUGUAUAUUCAAUUUUAAAUCAAUGCGAAGUAGCAAGUAAUAUGGCAAGGUAUGACGGCUUAGAAUAUGGUCUGAGAACAUCUGAAGAUUACUCUACAGAAGAAUUAUAUGCUUCAUCUCGCAGUGCAGGAUUCAACAAUGUUGUAAGAUCCAGAAUAUUUGCAGGCAAUUAUUUCUUGCUGACUAGAAAUUAUGAAAAGUACUUUUUAAAAGCUUUGAAGCUCCGAAGACUGAUUGCUGAUGAUUUUAAUAAGGUGUUUUUUGGGGAAGAUGCUGUUGACCUGCUAUUAACACCAACUACUUUAAGUGAUGCACCUUUAUAUAAUGAAUUUAAAUCUAAACAUAACAGAGAUCAGUGUGCCUUCCAGGAUUAUUGCACUCAGCCUUCCAAUAUGGCUGGUAUACCAGCUAUAUCGAUACCUAUAAAGUUAUCUAGAAAUAAUUUGCCCUUAUCAUUACAAUUAAUGGGUCCUUCUUUAUCAGAGGAACUUUUAUUCAAUGUAGCAAAGAAGAUUGAAAGUGCAGUUCAAUUUCCGAGUGUUCAGAUUGAA